UCACCUAAUCCAUUUCCUCAUAGCUCAAAUUUCCACGGAAUCUUCACUUUUCUUCUUCAUUCCCUUUCGAUUAUCUGUAAUCCCUCGAAGCUCAUCGGUUCCCAUGGAGAUUGCGACUGAACCAACCAUUCCCACAACCCCAACUCAGUCAAAACCUGUAGAUUCCGAACAACAAUCUGAAACUUCCGGCGCCGGCGAAACGACGGCGACCCCAGAACUUGAAACGCCCAUAGACGGAACCCCAGAUCGAGAGAAGAAGGGAAAAGGCGAAAACCAAAAGGAAAGUUCAAAAUGUGAGUGUAAAACGCCAACCCCAGAUGAGAAAACAGAGGAAAAACAGAGGAUUUUGGUCCCUGUAAAUGGUUUGAUGAUGGAUCGAUUGAAGGUGCCGAAGAGCCCGAACGUGGCUGGAGAAGCUAAACAAAGAGGGGGCAUUGCAUUGCCCAGGAAUGGUACUCCGAAUCGGCUGAAAGUGCCCAAAGCAUUCAAAUAUCACGAAAGGUAUACAAGUCCGACGGAUUUGAUGAUGUCGCCUAUCACCAAAGGCCUUCUCGCCAGAACCAGGAAAGGGGCUGUCCCUUCCAAGAUGCAUGAGCUCAGAAUUUCAGAGAUGAGUCUUCAUAGCUGAAUAAAUGUGUUCUUAUGGGCCUCAAAAAUUUCAUGAGUUCUUCUCUUUUCAUUUCCAUUGCUUCUUGUAUCACUUCUUUAUGAUUCUUUAUGAAUAUAUAGUAGAAUUUAAUUCAUUGUUCUACUAAUAUUGUGUUAAA
Messenger RNA from Cucurbita pepo subsp. pepo (vegetable marrow), 767 nucleotides. RefSeq names its product hydroxyproline-rich glycoprotein family protein. The record is from RefSeq and is a predicted model, not a curated record. Lineage: Eukaryota; Viridiplantae; Streptophyta; Magnoliopsida; Cucurbitales; Cucurbitaceae.